UGUAUUUUCUUUCUUUUUCUCUUUGUUCUACCCGUUUUUUCCCAUUUUCCAUAUCCUCACUUACAACGAAAUGAGUUGCUACAUAAUAACACAAAUAUGUCGCCUUUCGGGUUUCUUAAAAACAUGCAAGGGUGUCGUAAGGGUGAGAAAGUAAAAGGAAUCCGUGACCUCAAAAAGUAUCUUAGUCAUUUUGGAUACCUAAACUACCAAAACAACCCUAAUGUCACAAAUCCUAAAGAAGAUCAUUUCGAUGAGGAGCUUGAGGCGGCUAUUAAAUCGUACCAAGUUUAUUAUCAUCUCAAUGCCACCGGGACGCUUGAUGAGCCUACCGUGUCCAAGAUGGUCAUGCCUCGUUGUGGGUUUCCAGAUAAGGAAACUCAUCAAUAUAGUGAUAAAUCUUUACAUACGGUCUCUCAUUAUCAAUUCUUUCCAGGUAGACCAAAAUGGCCUAAAGGAAAGAGGCAUUUAACAUAUGCGUUUGGAUCGCGUUUCCCUACCCGAUUCAUGCCUCCUGUAGCACGAGCUUUCAAAAGAUGGGCUACUGCUUCUCGAUAUUUCACAUUUUCAAGAGCUAGAACUUAUCGAAGUGCUGACUUAAAGAUUAGUUUUGCACGCCGAGCCCAUGGAGAUGGCGCCCCCUUUGACGGGCCAGGUGGAGUAUUGGCCCAUGCUUUUGCCCCUACAGAUGGAAGGUUACACUACGAUGCAGAUGAUCGUUGGGUGGUUGGAGCAGUCCGAAAUGCUUAUGAUAUUGAGACUUUGGCAUUACACGAAAUUGGACAUCUACUUGGGCUUGGUCAUAGCCAAUUCCCAAAAGCGAUAAUGUGGCCUACGUUUAGGGCAGGGGUAAUAAAAGGAUUGAAUUCAGACGACAUCCGAGGGCUUAGGGCUCUAUAUCGCAUCUAGCUUGUUCUAAAAACAAAGGCGAUUCGGUGCUUCGUAUGCACGAAAUUCAAAGCAAAAUAACAAAUGAUUAUUAUUUCCAAGGCAGAGUGUUUGUUUUCUUUUGUUGUAACAAUAUUGUGAAAGGCAUUGUGUGUGAUGGUUGUGAAUUUUUUUGAAGGUUUUGGUUUUAAUCCAGAAUGUCGUUUUUCAAUAAAUAUAUAAUUGUCUUAACACU
Messenger RNA from Helianthus annuus (common sunflower), 1120 nucleotides. Its product is annotated as metalloendoproteinase 1. Gene Ontology annotation, molecular function: zinc ion binding; metalloendopeptidase activity. Gene Ontology annotation, biological process: extracellular matrix organization; collagen catabolic process; proteolysis. The record is from RefSeq and is a predicted model, not a curated record. Gene Ontology annotation, cellular component: extracellular matrix. The coding region runs from base 97 to 906 and encodes 269 amino acids. The transcript has a single exon. NCBI's taxonomy places the organism in Eukaryota, Viridiplantae, Streptophyta, Magnoliopsida, Asterales, Asteraceae.